Molecule: messenger RNA, 1445 nt
Organism: Rhineura floridana
Lineage: Eukaryota; Metazoa; Chordata; Lepidosauria; Squamata; Rhineuridae
Gene: TMEM107
Product: transmembrane protein 107
Exons: 6
Coding region: 280-861 (193 amino acids)
Biological process (GO): non-motile cilium assembly; protein localization to ciliary transition zone
Cellular component (GO): MKS complex
Source: RefSeq, a predicted model, not a curated record
AAAAGACUGCCAGCGCACCAUACAUUUAAAGCAGAUUUAACAUAAAAAAGAAUCACGGGAACUAUAGUUUACUCCAGAGGUACAAUUGACAGAAUUCUUUGGGGGAGGGGAAAUGUGCGUUCAAUGCGCUUGCAGCUAGACGGGUAACUAAUUCGCAUUAAAUCGGCAUGCAGAGUAAUGACUUCUAGGCUUUACAGCGGUAUAGAUGUCAGUCGUCUGCUGCAGCAAUGCUCUUCCAGAGAGAGAGAGAAGUAAUACGUAGAGACUGCCAUAGCAAAAAUGAUACGCUGUGAGCAGGAUUCGAACCUACGCAGGGAGUCCCCAUUGGAUUUCAAGUCCAACGCCUUAACCACUCGGCCAUCACAGCUUCGUCAAAUCGAUGAUAUUGCCAUAUCUAAAAGCCAGGAUUUCAUUACCUUUCUGGUGCUGGGAGAGAGAAUGCCUUUGGUUAGUGGAUUGGUUCCCUCUCGAUUCCUGACCCUCACGGCCCAUUUGGUCAUCGUCAUCACCAUCUUCUGGUCCAGGGAGAACAAUGUCCGAGCUUCCUUACCUCUCCAGUGCACCCAGGAAGAGUAUGAGAACCAAGACACAGAGAUGGUGGUUGCUCUGUCGGUAACCCUCGGCCUGUUUGCGGUGGAGUUGGCUGGCUUCCUCUCUGGAGUGUCCAUGUUCAACAAUGCGCAAAGCCUCCUUUCGUUGGCUGCCCACUGCAGCGCCUCCAUCUGCCUCUCCUGUUUCGUCUUUGAACGCUGGGAGACGGUUACUUACUGGUACAUCAUGGGCUUCUGCAGUGCCUUGCCUGCUGCUGUUGAGGUCUUACUUUUCAUCUCCGUCUUUGGGUUGAAGAAGAAGCCCCUGUGAGGAAUUUGGCACAAGAGGUGGGAGGGUGGCCCCUGAAGAGGCGUUUGCUGGGACGGCUCCAGAGGCCAUCAUAAAACCGUAAGAGCAGAGUCAUGCCGCACUUUAAUGGAAAACCGAGUCUGAGUACAGCUGGAGAGAGGGAGUACGAGGAACAUUUAAAGGGAAUUCUCUUGCGUGCUCUGCCCCCCCAGUACACAGAUGCCUUCUGCUCUGUGUGCUGUCGCCCUCCAGUGGGACACUUUUGGUAAUUGCACCCUCUCACUGCACAACCAGCACAUUUAACCCACACAUUUCUUGGCCACCUAUCAUGCAUUUGCAGUGCCAAAAUCUCCCCUCAGAAGCAAUGGAGAAGAUGUGGCCUGUAGUCUGUCCGUGGGCAUCCCUGCAAAAGGACAGUGAUGGAGAACUGCUUCAUGGGAGGUUGGGUGGCGGUGGAGUGGAAGUGUUUCUUUUGGUGUGAAUGUGUAUAUUCUAUUCUGGACAGGUGAUUGUAGUUAGAUAAUGCCAUAUGAAAAUCAGCUCACUUUUUUUACCUUAAUAAAACAACAUCCUUCUUAUAAAUGUGCCGAGGGUCUUGCUGUGUA